AUGUCUAAAUUAGUUAAACAAGUUCAAUUCGGUAACACUGGGAUUAAAAUCUCACCAUUAAUCGUUGGUUGUAUGUCAUAUGGUUCCAAAGCUUGGGCUCAAUGGGUUGAAGAUGACAAGGAAAAAAUUUUCCAAAUCUUUAAGCAUUGUUACGAUAUUGGGUUCCGUACUUUCGAUACCGCUGAUGUCUAUUCCAAUGGUAAAAGUGAAAGAUUGUUGGGUGAAUUUUUAAGAAAAUUCGAGAUUAGAAGAGAAACAGUGGUCAUUUUGACAAAGACCUAUUUCCGAGUGGAUGAAACAUUAGAUUUACCCCUGGGUGAAUUUCCACAUUCUGAAAAUGACGUUUUGGACUUAGUUAAUCAACAAGGUUUAUCUCGUAAACAUAUUUUAGACUCUGUUAAAAACUCGGUGGGAAGAUUAGGUACUUAUAUUGAUGUUUUACAAAUUCAUAGAUUUGAUCCAACUACGCCAAUUAAGGAAACCAUGAAGGCAUUGAAUGACGUUGUCGAAAAUGGUGAUGUUAGGUACAUUGGUGCCUCUUCCAUGUUACCAACUGAGUUUGUUGAAAUGCAAGCAAUAGCUGAUAAGUACGAUUGGUUCCAAUUCGUUAACGUUCAAUCUCAAUAUAAUUUGUUAUACAGAGAGGAUGAACGUGAUUUGAUGAAAUAUUGUAAGAAACAUAACAUUGCCUUAACUCCAUGGUCACCAAAUUAUCAAGGUUUGUUAACCAGACCCGUCGGUGUUGAAUCAACUAGAUCUAAGACGGAUAAAGUCAUCGAUGCUUGGCACCUUAAAAAUUUAGAUCCUGCACAAAAGGAGAUCAUUAAUCGUGUUGAAGAGUUGUCCAAAAAGAAGGGUGUUGCAAUGGCUGCAAUUUCAACAGCAUGGGUUAUGGCAAAGGGUUGUCAACCAAUUCUCGGAAUGUCUUCGAUCAAAAGGGUUGAUGAAGCAAAGGAUGCUUUGGAUGUUAAGUUUACAGAAGAAGAGUUGGCUUAUUUAGAAGAACCUUAUAAACCUAGGGAAUUUAUGAUCUAA
Molecule: messenger RNA, 1035 nt
Organism: Naumovozyma dairenensis CBS 421
Lineage: Eukaryota; Fungi; Ascomycota; Saccharomycetes; Saccharomycetales; Saccharomycetaceae
Product: aldo/keto reductase
Exons: 1
Coding region: 1-1035 (344 amino acids)
Source: RefSeq, a predicted model, not a curated record